Molecule: messenger RNA, 749 nt
Organism: Solanum dulcamara
Lineage: Eukaryota; Viridiplantae; Streptophyta; Magnoliopsida; Solanales; Solanaceae
Product: 17.3 kDa class II heat shock protein-like
Exons: 1
Coding region: 181-657 (158 amino acids)
Biological process (GO): protein complex oligomerization; response to salt stress; protein folding
Source: RefSeq, a predicted model, not a curated record
GAGUAGAAGCUCCUAGAAACUUUCCUCAUUCUUCUUCUAUUUUGCUCCAGAACUUUCCAAAAUUUCCACUAUAUAACCCUAAUCCCUUCAUCCAAAAACUCACUCAAAAUUAGAAAUUAAACCAGUUCGAACAAAUCCAAGCACAAAAUCACCCUAUCCAAAAAUUUCUCAAAAUUGAAAAUGGAUUUCAGGUUGGUGGAUAUCGAUAACAUACCACUCUUCCACACUCUUCAGCAUAUGAUGGAAGUUGCCGGUGACGAUUCCGAAAAGUCUGUCAAUGCCCCAUCAAGGAUCUAUGUUCGUGACGCCAAGGCCAUGGCUGCGACGCCAGCGGAUGUGAAGGAGUAUCCUAAUUCGUAUGUUUUCGUUGUGGAUAUGCCAGGGUUGAAAUCUGGAGAUAUCAAAGUGCAGGUGGAAGAAGACAAUGUGCUGUUGAUUAGUGGAGAAAGGAAGAGGGAAGAAGAGAAAGAAGGUGCAAAGUAUAUCAGAAUGGAGAGAAGGAUUGGGAAAUUCAUGAGGAAGUUUACCCUGCCGGAGAAUGCGAAUACUGAUGCAAUUUCUGCUGUUUGUCAAGAUGGGGUUUUGACCGUCACUGUUCAAAAGUUGCCUCCUCCUGAGCCAAAGAAACCCAUAACAAUAGAGGUUAAAGUUGCCUGAAAUGUUGGAGAUGCUUAUUUUGGACAUGGUAGUAACUAGUAAUGGAGGUCCUCUGUUUUGAUGAUUUGAAUAAAGUGAUAUUAGAUCUAGGA